UGGCAUUGCAGUGUUUACAGUAAAAUUCAGUGAAUUUGUUUUGAAAUUACAGUUCCUCAUCAAUAUUUGUGUCCAUCACCAUGAUAAAAUAUUGAUAUUAAUUUUACGUAACAGGCUAUAUUCGUAAUACGGUUAUCCAUAAACAUGCAUUAACGCAAAAUGUUACUCCAGAAUUGAAUCAAAUAAUGUCUGCUGUAAGGACAUGUCCUGGGCUAUACUGCGGCCGUACGGAGCUUGAAGAUGGCAUCUGGAGUGACUGCGGAGCCUGCCCUAGGGGGUUCCGUACAAAUGCAUCCAGCUACUGCACCCCUUGCGCCGAUGAGCCUACCCUGUACGAUUGGCAGUAUCUAGGGUUUAUGGUGCUAUUGCCGCUAGUUUUGCACUGGUUUUUCAUUGAUAUGGUCUCUGCCGGCAAAGGCAGAGAAGGAAUCGUCAUACAGCACUUGUGUGCGUUUGGAGAGGUGGUGUCAGGGACUCUUGCUGCACUCCUCGUGCUGCCCCCGGCUGGCACUAUAGCGCUGCAUGUGUGUACACCCAAGGCCCUGUCCGACUGGUACACAUUGCUGCAUAACCCACAGCCUGACUAUAAGGAGACACUACACUGUACUCAGGAAGCGGUGUAUCCUCUGUAUACAAUAGUUCUGUUAAUAUACGUCUUUAGUUUGCUGAUGACCAUAACACUGAGGCCAUGGCUGCUAGCGUGGCACUCCUCCAGUUCUGGCAAGAAAGCCAUAUACUGUGCGUUGUACUUCUACCCGAUACUAGUGCUCAUACACACUGUUGCUGCAGGAUUGAUUUAUUGUUCAUUUCCCUACAUAAUCAUAAUAAUAUCAAUGAUGACAUCAGCAUCUCACUUCUCCAUAAAGAUUGAUCAAUCGGCACCAGCCCUGCUGAUCUCCUCAAUGACAAACUCACGAAACCUGAUCAUCCUUGUGGGACAUUGGUUGGUUCACGCGUAUGGGAUUAUAUCUCUAACUGGGUUCAAGGAACUCUGGUACUUGUCGCUAGUACCUGCCCCGGCUCUGUUCUACAUCCUUACGGCUCAGUUCACGGACCCCAUGAAGAUACACAAUGAUUGACAGACUCCCAAAACAAGUGUGAAUAAUAGGGAACACAGAAAUUCAGUAUUAUUUACCAAUAUUUUGUGAUCAAAAUGUUGAAAAAUAAUAGUUACAGAAACGUUUUUAUUUUAAUUUAAACUAAUUUCGAGCAAUAAUUACGAUUUGAAGUAAUAUGGAAAGGAACGUGUAUUAAUCCACCAAUCAGUAUCUGGUGACGUCACACUUGGUGUUCUAUAAAAUAAACGCAAACAAAAAUAUUGCAUGUU
Messenger RNA from Ostrinia nubilalis (European corn borer), 1327 nucleotides. Its product is annotated as JNK1/MAPK8-associated membrane protein. The coding region runs from base 186 to 1079 and encodes 297 amino acids. The record is from RefSeq and is a predicted model, not a curated record. Lineage: Eukaryota; Metazoa; Arthropoda; Insecta; Lepidoptera; Crambidae. Gene Ontology annotation, molecular function: ubiquitin protein ligase binding. The transcript is spliced from 4 exons. Gene Ontology annotation, cellular component: membrane. Gene Ontology annotation, biological process: response to unfolded protein.